CAUAACCCCGCGCUACCGCGACCAAGACCGAAACUGCCCCUCCAAAAUUUUUGAGUCAAGCAGAAAAUCGAACGCUUUCGAUCAACACCCUUAACUCGGCAACAAACCAAUAUUCGACGGAACGACAUACAACUAUUUGUAUCGAAUAAUAACUAAAGAGUUUACAAAGGAUCGAAUAUGCCUUCAACUGAAGAGCAAGGCAACUCGAAGAAACAGUCCUCGACUGAUUUCUUCGAGUCCAUCGGCCAGAAAGCUGGACACCUCAACCCCACUACUAAUGGCACAAAUGGUGUCGCGCACACGGGUGACGAUGACGAGAAGGUCGUCGAAGAAAUUGAGUCGCUAUGCAUGAACUGUCAUGAAAAUGGCACCACGCGCAUGCUCCUUACUAAGAUCCCCUACUUCCGCGAAGUCAUUCUCAUGUCCUUCUCCUGCGACAAAUGCGGCUUCUCCAACUCCGAGAUACAAGCUGCCGGCACCAUCCAGCCGAAAGGCUCGAGCUACAUAUUACGAUUAACCGACAUGGCCGACUUCGAACGACAAGUCGUCAAAUCCGAUACUGCUAUCGUCAAAUUCAUCGAGCUAGACCUCGAAGUCCCCUCGGGCCGCGGACAACUCACAAACGUCGAGGGUCUAUUGACCACUAUAAUGGAUGAUUUAGAACUCGGACAAGAGGCGCGAAAGGAACAAGCACCAGAGAUCCACGCGAAGAUCGAUGAGAUCAUCGAGAAAGGCCGGGCUAUGCUAGCGGGCGAAGCCUUCCCCUUCCGACUCUCCGUCGACGAUCCAGCGGGUAACUCGUGGAUCACCCCUAACAUGCGCGAUGGCGUAGGCAAGUGGGAGAAACACGAAUACAUCCGAACGCCCGAACAAAACGAAGCCCUCGGUCUCGCCCCCGCAGACCCAACCACCGGCGCCGCUCCCUCAACCGACGACGACGACAUCAUCCCUGACCAAGUCUACGAAUUCCCUGCCACAUGCCCCGGUUGCAUGCACCCCUGCACGACCAACAUGAAAAUGGUUGAUAUCCCGCACUUCAAAGCCGUAGUCCUAAUGUCCACCGUAUGCACCGACUGCGGCUACCGAUCCAACGACGUUAAGACCGGUGGCGAGAUCCCCGAACUCGGCAAGAAAAUCACUCUUAAAGUCGAAACAGCCGAGGAUCUCGCGCGGGAUAUCCUAAAAAGCGAAAGCUGCUCCCUCGAAUGUCCUGAGCUGAAUCUCCAAGUCAAUCCCGGCACUUUAGGGGGCCGCUUUACAACUGUCGAGGGAUUACUCACACAAGUCCGCAACGACCUACACAACCAAAUCUUCGAAACCGGUUCCUCGGAGGGUGGGGACUCGUUAAGCUCUAACGAGCGCUCGCAAUGGAAUGCAUUUUUCGAGGGCAUUGAUGCGGCGAUUAAGGGGGAGAAGAAAUUUACUAUUAUCCUGACGGAUCCGUUGGCUAGCAGCUACGUCCAGAAGGCUGUAGAUCCGGAUCAGGUCGAUCCGCAGAUCGAGACGGAGGAUUAUGAGCGUACGGAGCAGGAGGAGGAGGAUCUUGGGUUGAAGGAUAUGAAGGUUGAGGGAUAUGGUGAGGAUGCUGCUAAUGGGACUACCGCCUAAACCCGAGACCUUUGGUGAUUCGGAGGUUAAAAGAUGGAAGGGCUGAGUAUUUGAAUUUUAGAAGCAUGAAGAUACCUGAUUAGAGUUCCGAAAAGGAGUAUUAUUCACUCGAAGGAAAUAAAAAGUGUUUUUUUGCGUUCGCUUUUUGAUUUUU
Molecule: messenger RNA, 1762 nt
Organism: Hypoxylon trugodes
Lineage: Eukaryota; Fungi; Ascomycota; Sordariomycetes; Xylariales; Hypoxylaceae
Product: zinc finger protein zpr1
Exons: 2
Coding region: 178-1608 (476 amino acids)
Cellular component (GO): nucleus; cytoplasm
Molecular function (GO): zinc ion binding
Source: RefSeq, a predicted model, not a curated record